AUGUCACAAUCCCUGCGGCCGUACCUGCAGGCGGUGCGCAGCACCCUGACGGUGGCCAUGUGCCUGGUCAACUUUGCGUCGCAGGUGGCGGAGCGGCACAACGUACCUGAGAUAGAGGCGCGGUCGUCACCGGAGCUGCUGCUGGCGCCGCUGACGGUGGCACGCAACGAGCACGAGCGGGUGCUGAUCGAGGCCAGCGUCAACAGCGUGCGGGUCAGCCUGAAGAUCAAGCAGUCGGACGAGAUCGAGCACAUCCUGGUGCACAAGUUCACCCGCUUCCUGACGCAGCGUGCCGAGUCCUUCUUCAUCCUGCGGCGCAAGCCCGUCGACGGCUACGACAUCUCCUUCCUCGUCACCAAUUUCCACACCGAGGAGCUGUUGAAGCACAAGCUGGUCGACUUUGUCAUCGAGUUCAUGGAGGAGGUCGACAAGGAAAUCUCCGAGAUGAAACUGUUUCUUAACGCACGCGCCCGUUUCGUGGCCGAGUCCUUCCUCACGCCGUUCGACUGA
This is a messenger RNA of Grosmannia clavigera kw1407, 510 nucleotides long. Its product is annotated as arp2/3 complex subunit protein. The record is from RefSeq and is a predicted model, not a curated record. Bases 1 to 510 code for a protein of 169 amino acids. Gene Ontology annotation, biological process: Arp2/3 complex-mediated actin nucleation; actin filament polymerization. The transcript has 4 exons. Gene Ontology annotation, cellular component: Arp2/3 protein complex; actin cytoskeleton. Gene Ontology annotation, molecular function: actin filament binding. NCBI's taxonomy places the organism in Eukaryota, Fungi, Ascomycota, Sordariomycetes, Ophiostomatales, Ophiostomataceae.